Phaethon lepturus (White-tailed tropicbird) is the source of this 2931-nucleotide messenger RNA. RefSeq names its product LIM and calponin homology domains 1 (gene LIMCH1). The transcript has 23 exons. NCBI's taxonomy places the organism in Eukaryota, Metazoa, Chordata, Aves, Phaethontiformes, Phaethontidae. Gene Ontology annotation, cellular component: stress fiber. Gene Ontology annotation, molecular function: myosin II head/neck binding. The record is from RefSeq and is a predicted model, not a curated record. Gene Ontology annotation, biological process: positive regulation of stress fiber assembly; regulation of focal adhesion assembly. The annotation marks the transcript as partial.
GAAUGCAAUAAGGCCGGGAUUGGUAAAAAAGAUCAAUAGACUACCGACCCCCAUUGCAGGUUUGGAUAAUGUCAUCUUAUUCUUGAGAGGCUGCAAAGAGCUGGGGCUUAAAGAAUCUCAGCUUUUUGAUCCUGGUGAUCUGCAGGACACAUCAAACAGAGUAACCAUCAAGAACACUGACUAUAGUAGGAAGCUGAAAAAUGUAUUAGUCACCAUUUAUUGGCUAGGGAAAGCGGCAAACAGCUGCACAUCAUAUAGUGGAUCAACCCUGAACCUGAAGGAGUUUGAAGGUUUGCUGGCACAAAUGAGAAAGGAAACGGAGGAUAUUGAGAGCCCGAAGCGCAGCAUUCGUGACAGCGGCUAUAUAGACUGCUGGGACUCUGAACGCAGCGAUUCCCUCUCCCCGCCUCGCCACGGCAGAGAUGAUUCCUUUGACAGUCUGGACUCCUUUGGCUCCCGCUCACAGCAGACACCGUCUCCAGAUGUAGUGCUCAGAGGGAGCAGUGAUGGGAGAGGAAGUGACUCAGAAACUGACCUGCCACAUAGAAAGAUGCCAGAUGUGAAAAAAGAUGAUAUGUUGGCAAGGAGGACCUCACAUGGUGAACCUAAAUCAGCUGUGCCUUUUAACCAGUACCUCCCGAACAAGAGUAAUCAGACUUUCUAUGUACCCGCUCCACUUCGGAAAAAGAAAGCUGAACGAGAAGAGUACCGAAAGAGCUGGAGCACAGCGACUUCACCGCUAGGAGACAGACCUUUCAGAUUCGGCCCCAGAACUGCUGUGUCUGAUGACGCAGAGAGUAUGAGCAUGUUUGACAUGAGAUGUGAAGAAGAAGCUGUGACUCAGCCUCACAGCAAAGCUCGCCAUGAGAAACUGCAGAACGUACACAACCAGCUGAAAGAGGAUGAGACCCGAUGGCAAGACGACCUGGCUCGGUGGAAGAGUCGUCGAAGGAGCGCUUCACAGGAUUUAAUAAAAAAAGAAGCUGAGAGAAAGAAAAUGGAAAGGUUAUUGUCUGGAGACGGAACAAAUGAGCGCAGAAAAAGCAUCAAAACCUACCGAGAAAUUGUGGAAGAGAAAGAGAGAAGAGAGCGGGAACUUCAUGAGGCAUACAAGAAUGCAAAGUCACAGGAGGAGGCUGAGAGCAUCCUCCAGCAGUACAUCGAAAGAUUCACUAUCAGUGAAGCUGUCCUUGAGCGUUUGCAGAUGCCAAAAAUUCUGGAAAGAAGCCAUUCAGUGGAGCCAAAUUCCCCACUGAAAGACCCGAAUCCUCUGAGAUACUUAAGGCAGCAGUCACUGCCUGCUCCAAAAUUCACUGCCACCAUUGAAGCAACCAUUGUUCCCACCGCUGAACUAGAGCCUAGCAGUUCAACGGGCCGUACAUCUCCCAGCAAAAGUGUUGUCUCCAAGGCUGUGCCUAUGCUGACACCCAAGCCUUACUCCCAGCCCAAAAAUACACAGGAAGUUUUAAAGAACUUUAAGGUAGAUGGAAAAGUCAGCAUGAACGGAGAGAAUUUCAACGGCAUGGAAGAGAAGGAUAAAGAGUGUACAACAGUAAUAUUUACUCCUUCACCGAGCAGAUCUCUGAAAUUUGAUGGAGUAGCCAGAGGGGACAGGCCCCUGGUAGAGUUGAAGAAGGACCCCACAAGUGUUGAGCUCAGUUUACAGAGGCCUGCCACUCAGAGUGUGCACAAAGAGCCAACAGCCUCCCCAGUGGAAGCAGAUGCAGCCGCCAGCCAGCUGGUCGAGGCCAGCCCUGGACGUGCGGGACCCGCGAGCCCAGCGUGCCCAUCCCCAGGUUCAGAUCAAAAGCAAUUCAAGUCAACUGCAGCUUGUGCCAGCCCUGUUGUGAAGAGAUUAGAAUUUCUUCCUGGUCCUGUCCCUUCAGAGGAAGCUGCUUCAAAUGAGAAAGAUGUGAAGAAACCUGAAGUGGAGCAGCAGAAGGAAGCAGAGCUCCCUGCUACACCGGAGGUGAUGAAACCAAAAGCCCUGGAACAAGAGGGGAGUGUAGUAUUGCCAUUUUUAAAGAAACUACCCGAGACUAGCCAAGUUACUCUGCAAAAUUCUGGUCUACAAGAGCCGCCCCGCGGGGCCACGGUUCCGCUUAGGGUUCGCAACAACUGGCGGCGCUCACAGUUUUUCUCACAGUCAGCUGAUUCUGAUAGUGGUGACAAAUCAAAUGUGAGUACGCGUUUCAAUUUCUGGUCCUGGGAUCCAGAAGAAGAGCGAAAGCGCCAAGAAAGGUGGCAGCAUGAGCAGGAACGCUUGCUUCAGGAGAAGUAUCAGAAGGAGCAGGACAAGCUGAAAGAAGAAUGGGAAAAGGCCCAGAGAGAAGUUGAAGAGGAGGAGCGUAGAUACUACGAGGAGGAACGUAAGAUAAUUGAGGAUACUGUAGUUCCAUUCAUUGUUUCUUCAAACUCUGCUGAGCUCCUCUCCUCCUCUUCCUCUACCACUGAAGGAAGCAAGACAGCAAACACAACUGAUUCAAACAGCUCUCCAGAGGAAGGCAGACAAAAAGAAGUUACAAGGCAGAAAAAGCUGCUCUGGGAGCAGGACAGUAUGCCGUCUCUGAAAAGCAAAGAAAAUGAACUCUGGCAAGAAAAGAGGAGUGGAAAUAAAGUGCUCUCAGGACACCCAGAGAUGGGUAUCUUGAAAGGAGGUGAACAGGAGCACCAGGUGCCGGUGAUGGAGCACAGCUCGCCUGCCAGGCUGAAUCUGCCAUUGACUCAGGACAUCUCCUGGAAUCAGCAGUCACUGACAAAGCAGUCCCCGUACCACGCAGAGGACAUUUGGCAGAGACCGUUGCUGGGCCAGGGUGCAGGACAGCAGCUGAGCUCUGCAGGAGAAACGAGGAGGGCAGGCUAUUAUGAGAACUUCCGAGCUGGGCCGUCGUCUCCCUGCUCUCCUGCGGCCCCGAGUCAGUCACCCAACAG